AUGGCCGCAUCACCAGAACCUCGGUCUCACUCGAGAGCAAGCUUUUACUCGACGACAACAUACCACUCCUUCCAGGACAUUGAGUUGUACGAUCCAAAUCACCCGCCGGAAACCAAAGCUUCCUCAACCGCAAAAAGCCCACGAGAGGGUCCCGACAGUCGCCCUGCGUCGUUCCAGAUGGUCCGCCAGGACUCUGGUUAUGAGUCUAGUACCCCUCCUCCACCACACAGCUCACAUUCGGCCAAAAGACGACGGCGCAGCGCCAAGCAGACCUCACCCUCACCGCCGAGAAUGGACCGGAGCCAAAGACGGCCGGCCCUCAAACGCUCCGGCGCAGGCGGCCCGCUCUCAUACGUGCCGGGCCGGUCCAGCCUGACCUUGUCUCGCCCGACAUCGCUCAGCCAGCAGCAACAACAGAAUCUCAAUCGCAAGCAUUCAUAUUUCCAAUUCCCAUCGCCAGAACACCUAGACAGCCAGGAGCCGUCAUCAUCAUCAUCAGCCCGCCCAAAGUCGUCAUCGGAGCAUGACCCCUACCACCAUGCCGACCCGCCUACCUCCCCCCUAUCCCUUCACGUCCCUCCGCAGACGACCCAUUACUGGACAUCAGACCGCACCCGCCGUCUCGAGUAUGCCGCCAUCGACGCUGCCAGCAGAGGUGUGCGCGGGUGGGUCAUGCGCAACAUGGUUCCGGAGUGUUUCGUGCCCAAAGCUAAUCGCCGAGUCGGCUUCGAUGACGACGGCGGCAGCGUACGACGGUACCGCCUGGACCUCGAGAUCGAAUGCCCGGAGGACUCGGUGCCACCCAGCCCCGUGGCUGGUGGGCGAAACUGAAGGGUGGCAAGUGAAAAGGGUAAACGACUUUUCAGCAUUUCCAAGGAGCAUCAUUUUGCAUAUCACUAAAGCCUUUUGUUUUCUUUUCCUUUUCCUUUUGAGCAUUUCUCAUUUAUAAUCAUGACAAGAGAAAGAGACGGACGGACAGACAGACUGCAUACAGCCAUCAGCAUAUUCGCAUUUUCAGAACGGCGUUAUAUACCCAACAUGUUCUUUCAGCAUAGGAAUGGACAGCCUUGGAGAGAAAGUACCACACAGCACACAGACUUGGGGUCUUUGGGGGAGGCAGACCAGUACGAGCAUUCACAUUCUGGAAGCAGAAGCUGGAAGCAGAAGCCUAGAGUCUUUCCAAGACACACAUGCAGGUUCCAUAGAUUGGCCUAGCUUGUCAGAGAUACCAUUGCAAAUUGGGAGACUUUGUGAUUGUGAACACAGCUAAGACUAUGAAUCGUUUCACUUUCGCCACAGGC
Molecule: messenger RNA, 1301 nt
Organism: Cryphonectria parasitica EP155
Lineage: Eukaryota; Fungi; Ascomycota; Sordariomycetes; Diaporthales; Cryphonectriaceae
Exons: 4
Coding region: 1-831 (276 amino acids)
Source: RefSeq, a predicted model, not a curated record